GGAAGGACACAGAACUGUGAGAUAAAUAUGAAAGUAUUUAUCUCCGGAAUGAAGAUGCAGAAUGUGAGGACUUUACCCUCAGGAGCUUCUAAAGCAGGAAGACAUGAUGGAAAUAUUUAUCUCAGUAGAGAACAAAGAUCACACCCUGCUGCCGGUAUCAUAGGUCACAUUGGCUUCUCUGCUUCUAAGUGGUGUCCACCAUGGCGUCUCCUGAUCUGAGAGAUGAGCUGGAAUGUUCUAUCUGUCUGAACCUUUAUACGGAUCCUGUAACCCUGAGAUGUGGACACAAUUUCUGCCGGGACUGUAUUGGUCAGGUCCUGAAUACACAGAACAGGGCUGGAGUUUAUUCCUGUCCUAUAUGUAAAGAACAGUUUAAGAAGCGUCCGGCACUGAAAAGGAACAUCACUCUGUGUAAUGAGGUGGAGAAUUUCCGGUCUACUCAGCCACAUCAGGAGGAGAUCACCGGGAUCUACUGCACUUACUGUGUGGACUCUCCUGUACCUGCUGUGAGAUCCUGUCUGAUGUGUGAGGCUUCUCUGUGUGAUAAACACCUGAAAGUUCACAGCAAGGGACCAGAUCACGUCCUGACUGAUCCCAGAACUUCCCUGGAGAACAGGAAAUGUCCCAUCCAUAAUAAGAUCCUGGAAUAUUACUGCACUGGGGACAAUACUUGUAUUUGUGUGUCCAGCAGUUUGAUUGGAAACCACAGAGGACAUAACAUAGAGUCUCUAGAUGUGGCCUCUGAGGAGAAGAAGAAGCAGCUGAGAAAUGUUCUACAGAAUCUGAUCACAAAGAGAGAGAAGACUGAGGAAAGAGUCCAGAGUCUGGAGGAACGCUGGAGAAAAGCUCAAGAACAAUCAUCUGGAGAAGCGGAGAGAGUCACUGCCCUGUUUAUAGACAUCAGGAGACGGCUGGACGACCUGGAGAAGAGGAUCCUGAGUGAGAUCUCCAGGCAGGAGGAGAAGAUGUCACUGUCUGAUGUCAUCCAGAAGCUGGAGAUAAAGAAGAACGAGCUGUCCAGGAAGAUGAGGGACAUUGAGGAGCUGUGUAACAUGACGGAUCCACUGACUGUCUUACAGGAUCCAGACACAGGUGACUUGUGUGAUCCUGAGGAGGAGGGACGUGAUGAGGACACAGGGGGACAUGAUGGAGGUGACAAGGACACAGGGGGACAUGAUACCACACAUGAUGUAGAUGUGGAUGUGAUUACAGGGAUGUUACAUGCAGGUUUCUCUGAUAUAGUGACAUAUCUACAGACCAUCUCACCCCCAAAACCAAAGAGGCCACAGCCCCCCAGCGUCCGAUCUCUGCCCAGUCAUACACAAGCUUCACCUGUGUCAGGUCCACAAUAUGGGGGCGAUGGUGUAAUAGUCAGGACUGGGGGGGAGGUGGCGGCUGCAGGAGAGGGAGGGGUCUAUGGGCAGGGUCCUGCAGACAUAUUACUGGAUGUAAACACAGCUGCUAAUUAUCUCCUCAUAUCAGACGACAUGAAAACUGCAACCUGGACAGAUAAAGAGCAGAAUCGUCCAGAAACCGCAGAGAGAUUCCAGAAUUAUCCUCAGGUGAUGAGCAGCGGGAGAUUCUCCUCAGGACGACAUUACUGGGAUGUGGAGAUCAGACCAGUAUGGGAGAGGUGGAUGGUGGGGAUGUGUUAUCCCAGUAUAAUCAGGAGGGGACAGUGGUCAGUUGUUGGAAACAAUAGGAAUUCCUGGUGUUUAUAUAGAGGGGAGUGGUGUUAUAAUCAGUGUUCAGCGAUACAUGACAGUGAGUGGAUCCAGUUACCUCACCAGAUCUCCAGUGAUAGAUUCAGGAUCUGCCUGGAUUAUGAGGCCGGGCAGCUGUCCUUUUAUGAGCUGUGUGACCCCAUCAGACACUUACACACCUUCACCACCAUCUUCACCGAGCCCCUUCAUGCUGCAUUAUGUGUAUAUGAUGGUUCUAUAAAGAUAUCAGGGGGAGGAGCAGCUGUGAGGAGACAUCAUAGAUGGGUGAAAAAAAUGCUCUUAAAAACCCCAUAGAAACUGAUGUGCAGUGCGGAUUAUGGGGGCAUUUACAAAGAUGUGUGUGAUUUAGUUCAUUUUUUAGCUCUUUUAUUUUAUUUAAUUUUUUUUUUUGCGUGUUUUUUAGCGUGACUCCACCAAAUGAAUUACAUGGUCGCAGGGCAUGUGAUACAUUUUGUGGAGGAUACAGAUUUUCUGAAAUUUCACUCUUCACAUACACAAAAAAGCUACAAUAGGUCUGGCCUGGUAUAGAAUUGCGCCUUAUUGGGGGUGUUUUGCGACUUUUUUGCAAAAGUUGCAGUUGAUAAAUUCAUUACCACUGCACAAGACUAACCCUUAACAUCUAGCCUGUGCGCUCUUUUUAAAAAAAAAGGUGUAAAUCGAAAAAACGCAUAAAAUAGCCUUAGGCGCUGCGCCUAAAUAGACAUAUAUCUACACACAAAAACAGCUGUAAAGACAAUGAUAAAUGCCCCAUAUAUCCCUGCAGCGUGUCAGGUUAUGUUGUGGAUACGCUGCAGAUUUAUCACCAAUUAUUCUUCUAGACUUCAGUGUAAAAACCUGUAAUAAACCCACAAUUAAAUAUAUUUUAUUCUUUUUUUGUUUUGUAUUCACAUGAUCUGCACAUGUAGUGGUCAGAAAUUUUUAAAGGGCGAAUUUUGUGAAAAUUUCCCAAAAUACAACACAAAUGGUCCAAAAAUCUACACAAACCCCAAGUACAGCUCUACCUAGUGCGAACUUUUAAAACAUUUCUUUCAGUUCCACAAAAUAUAUGUACGCUCACCUGGGAGAAUAUGUACGCUCACCUGGGAUUAUAUGUACGCUCACCUGGUAGUAUAUGUAGACUCACCUGGGAGUAUAUGUAUGAUCACCUGGGAGUAUAUGUACGAUCACCUGGAAGUAUAUGUAGACUCACC
Hyla sarda is the source of this 2914-nucleotide messenger RNA. Its product is annotated as E3 ubiquitin/ISG15 ligase TRIM25-like. Lineage: Eukaryota; Metazoa; Chordata; Amphibia; Anura; Hylidae. The record is from RefSeq and is a predicted model, not a curated record. The coding region runs from base 201 to 2018 and encodes 605 amino acids. The transcript is spliced from 2 exons. Gene Ontology annotation, molecular function: zinc ion binding; protein binding.